UCAGUGUUGAGUUCACGAGUCAUGAGUGUAACUCAGUAUAACUUUUUUAUUUAGUCUGAUGAAAAUAAACUUAGUGAAAAAAGAAACAUGAGACUCUUAGGAUUAAUAUUAGUGUCGUGUUUGAAAUGGGUGGCGUCGUCGUCGGUGUCGCGACACGAUUACAGCGAAGUGAAGCUGUUCGAGUCGCCGGCCGCCUACGACGUGGAGUCCUCGGUGACGCUGAACGACGCCGGGCGCCAGGAGCGCGAGGUGGGCUUCAAGCUGCUGGCGCGGCUCGUCGUGGAGCCGCUCUGGGCAGACUCCCACUCAGAGUUCCUGUUGAAAUUUAACUUGAUUUCACCUCAACUUCACCUGCGAGGCAAACAUAUUAAUGCCAACUUCCGGGCAUUCAGCUCCGUGUGGGACUCGUACAAAGACACAUCAUUUUAUGUUCACUGGAAGAGCGGAGUGGUCCAGAACGCAUACCUGGACCCCGAGGAGCUGGAGGAUGUCCUCAACUACAAGAGAGGCCUCAUAAGUCUGUUCCAGUUCCAAAUAAUCGACGGGGAAUACAACGAAACAGAUGCCACCGGAGUCUGCGACGUGCUCUACGAGUCUAUUUCAUCGACCGUCUUCAGAAAAAUCAAGAGAAGCUGCUCGGCCGCCAACGCCACGGAGCAGGACCGGCGGCUGGCGGAGCACGUGUCGGCGCGGCGCAUCGCGCGCUACACGCUGGGGCCGGGGCUGCGCGCCGUGUACGCCGACGAGCUGCUGCAGCUGGGCGGCGCCGAGCUGGGCGUGAAGGCGCGCGCCCUCACGCGCCUGCAGCCCGCCGCCGCGCCCGCGCCCGCGCCCGCGCCCGCCGCCGCCUCGCUCGCCGCCGCCCUGCGCGCGCUGCCCGAGCGGCUGGCGCCCGCCGCGCUGCAGCUCGCCGGCCAGGGGGAGCCGGACGAUGACUUGAACUUGGAGGAGGCGAUAGCGGCCAACGACGAGGCUCUGCGGACGGAGGAGGCGGGCGAGGGGGGGCGCGCCGCGCACGCCGCCGCCGCGCUGCGCCUGCUGCCCGCCCUGCGCGCCGCGCCCGCCGACCGCCUGCGCCGCCUGCUCGAGCGGGAGACCGACCCCGCCAAGCUGAGCGGGCUGUGCCGGCUGCUGGGGCUCGCGGGCACGCGCGCCGCGCUGGCGGCGGCCGACGGCUUCCUGCAGCUGGCGGCCGCCGACCCGCCGGAGCCGCUGGCGCGCGCCUUCCUGCGGCGCUGGCGGCGCUGGGCGCGCUGGCCGAGCUGCCGGCGCGGGAGCUGCACUACGCGCGCCGCCGCCGCCUCGAGCCGCUCGCGCUGCUGCCCGGCAUUCGAGUCGACCGGCGCGCGCGCUCUUUUCGGCGUCCACGAACGUAACCUCGCACGUCGCGCAGGUCGGCCGCUGGAGGUGCGCGCGGCGGCGCUGGACCUGCUGGUGCGGCGCAGCGCGGAGCGGCCGGCGGCGCUGCUGGGCGUGGCGCUGGAGCUGCAGCGGCGCGGCCCGGCCGAGCUGCGCCGCGUGCUGUGGCAGCGCCUGCACCAGCUGGCGCCGCGCCACGCCGCGCUGCGCGAGCUGCUGCCGCGGCUGCCGCGCGAGCUGCGCUCGUGGCACGCGCGCGCGCCGGCCGGCACGUCGGCGGUGCUGCGGCGCGACACGGGCGCGGGCGCGGCGCUGGAGUCGCUGCAGGUGGCGGCGGGCGGGCUGCUGCGGCGCAGCGUCGUGCGGCUGCUGGGCGCGGACGACGCCGAGCUGCUGGCGGUGGAGGUGUGGGCGCGCGGGCUGGAGGCGGUGGCGGGCGGCGGCGGCGGCGGCGAGGAGCUGUACGAGGGCGAGGAGGCGCCGGAGCCGGCGGCCACGCUGGCGCUGGCGGUGGACGGCGCGCGCCUGCCGCCCGUCGACCUGUUCCGCGGCCAGAUACUAGGACUAGCACUAGGACUAAUUAUGCUAGCAACAAUUNCGGCGCUGGCGGCGCUGGGCGCGCUGGCCGAGCUGCCGGCGCGGGAGCUGCACUACGCGCGCCGCCGCCGCCUCGAGCCGCUCGCGCUGCUGCCCGGUCGGCCGCUGGAGGUGCGCGCGGCGGCGCUGGACCUGCUGGUGCGGCGCAGCGCGGAGCGGCCGGCGGCGCUGCUGGGCGUGGCGCUGGAGCUGCAGCGGCGCGGCCCGGCCGAGCUGCGCCGCGUGCUGUGGCAGCGCCUGCACCAGCUGGCGCCGCGCCACGCCGCGCUGCGCGAGCUGCUGCCGCGGCUGCCGCGCGAGCUGCGCUCGUGGCACGCGCGCGCGCCGGCCGGCACGUCGGCGGUGCUGCGGCGCGACACGGGCGCGGGCGCGGCGCUGGAGUCGCUGCAGGUGGCGGCGGGCGGGCUGCUGCGGCGCAGCGUCGUGCGGCUGCUGGGCGCGGACGACGCCGAGCUGCUGGCGGUGGAGGUGUGGGCGCGCGGGCUGGAGGCGGUGGCGGGCGGCGGCGGCGGCGGCGAGGAGCUGUACGAGGGCGAGGAGGCGCCGGAGCCGGCGGCCACGCUGGCGCUGGCGGUGGACGGCGCGCGCCUGCCGCCCGUCGACCUGUUCCGCGGCCAGGCGGAGCUGCUGGGGCACGUGUGGGCGGGCACGGGCAGCGCGCCCACGCCCGUGCUGCGCGCGCUGCUGCUGCGCGACGCCGCCGCCGCCCUGCCGCUGGGCGGCCUGCGCCUCGCCGCCGCCCACCGCCGCGCCGCCGCCCUCGCGCUCGACGCGCACGCGCAGGUGUCGCUGUGGUCGCGCAACGCGCGCGCCGGGCUGGAGCUGCGCGCGGGCGGCGCGGCGCAGGUGUCGCUGGCGCUGCGGACGGCGUGGGGCCGCGCGCGCGCCGUCUCCUCCGCCGCCGCCGAGCCGCGCCUGCGCAUCGCCGCCGACCUCGACUUCUACGACGCCGUCGCGCUCUGCGUCCGCGUCAAGCUCGACGACUACGACCUGAGGAAGGAGUGCCACCUCGAGUCGGUGCAGGGCGACCGCUCGCUGCGCGUGUCCCGCUGGCGCAACGAGACGGCGCCGCAGCCCGGCCGCACGCUGUCGCUGGAGCGCGCCGCCGACGCCGCCUGCCGCGCGCUCGCCGCCAACGACUAGCGUCCGCGGGCCCCGCCUCGCUGGCCCCGCGCCCCGCACUCAAGCCAAAGCUCCGACGCCAAACCGACGGCUCCUCGCGCAGGAGCCGGACUCGCGCCGCCAUGACACUUAGUUCAUAUGUGGACCCAAGUGCUGUGACUGUCACUUUGAUGCACUUUAUUAUAUUGGUAAUGUUAUGUAAAAAAAAUAUAAUUCAUAUUUUUAAGGUAUAAAUAGACAGCGUUUUUUAUACUUGAUUAAACGAAAAGGGUUGAUUCCACUGCUCAACCGGAACUACUUAUCCUACAGGACCAAUAUCAAAUUAUUAAACAAAAACACGCCUAUACUACAAUGACCGAUUGCUGAUGAUGUAUGAAAAGGUAUUUAUCCUCGGAUUUCGGUCUUUUAUAAAAAGUCAAAUUCAAUAUCCCAUCCCAA
This is a messenger RNA of Ostrinia furnacalis (Asian corn borer), 3516 nucleotides long. Its product is annotated as microsomal triacylglycerol transfer protein. Gene Ontology annotation, biological process: lipid transport; lipoprotein metabolic process. Gene Ontology annotation, molecular function: lipid binding. The record is from RefSeq and is a predicted model, not a curated record. The coding region runs from base 88 to 3099 and encodes 1003 amino acids. NCBI's taxonomy places the organism in Eukaryota, Metazoa, Arthropoda, Insecta, Lepidoptera, Crambidae. The transcript has 12 exons. Gene Ontology annotation, cellular component: endoplasmic reticulum; Golgi apparatus; basolateral plasma membrane.